AUGGGGUCCCCACCAACAUAUACCGAGGCCCAGCUUGAAGCAUACUUCAAGCGCAUAGGGUACCCCAACACGAAUGACACCGUGUUGAAAGAAUUGCGCGAGAAAGUCAAAACAGAUGGUCUCACAACAUUAUCCGAUCUAAUGAGGCGGCACCUCUGUGCCAUUCCGUGGGGCAAUUCUGGACUGCACUAUUCGCAGCACCAUACCAUUUCUUUGCACCCGGAAGCCCUGUUUGAAAAGAUUGUUGAGCGCAGGCUUGAUGGGUACUGUAUGGAGAAUUCGGGGUUGUUCUUCAUUGUCUUGCGAUCUUUGGGGUUCCAUGUAUACGCUACUGGUGGGCGAGUGAGCCGUGCUGCUGCGACAGGGGUGGAUGAUGGGCGGUAUAUGUCAUAUGGACAUAUGAUUUUGAUUGUGGUCAUUGACGAAGAGAAAUAUAUGGUGGAUGUUGGAUUUGGUAAUAACUGUGCAACUGCACCUCUACCUCUCCGCGAAGGAGCAACAGCUACACAUAUUGGGCCUUCAGAAAUGCGACUCAUCAAAGAUAGCCUAGUCGAAUUCAUCGAUAAAGAGCAGAAAGUUUGGAUCUACCAGACUAGAUACAACCCUACCAGUGUUUGGGUGCCCAACAUCUGCUUUUCAGACGUGGAGUUUCUACCCCAAGAUUUCGCAAUGAUCAAUUUCUCCGUCAGUCAGAAACGUACUAGCUGGUUUGGUCAGAUCUUCGUUUGCAUGCGGAUGAUUAUGGAUCCAAGCGAGAAACAGAUUAUCGGGCAAUACGUCAUGUCUGGUAAGGAAGUGAAGAAACGAGUCCACGGGCAGACAGAGAUCUUGCAGAUCCUCCACAAUGAAGAAGGCCGAGUCAAAGCGCUCGCCAAGUACUUUGGUAUGUCUCUGCGCCAGAGCGAAAUCCAAGGGAUCCAGGGUUUGACUUCGGAGCUCAGAUAG
Molecule: messenger RNA, 945 nt
Organism: Penicillium pulvis
Lineage: Eukaryota; Fungi; Ascomycota; Eurotiomycetes; Eurotiales; Aspergillaceae
Product: arylamine N-acetyltransferase family protein
Exons: 3
Coding region: 1-945 (314 amino acids)
Molecular function (GO): acetyltransferase activity
Source: RefSeq, a predicted model, not a curated record